Molecule: messenger RNA, 1859 nt
Organism: Apis mellifera (honey bee)
Lineage: Eukaryota; Metazoa; Arthropoda; Insecta; Hymenoptera; Apidae
Product: SAP30-binding protein
Exons: 2
Coding region: 383-1375 (330 amino acids)
Biological process (GO): regulation of DNA-templated transcription
Cellular component (GO): nucleus
Source: RefSeq, a predicted model, not a curated record
UUAUUAAUUUUGCGCAUGCGCAUCAUCAUAAUUCGUAAAAAGAGUACAAGAACUUAGAAUAUCACGGUAUACAUUGAUAACGUUCGAAUUUUUCGCCCAAGGAAACUUUAAUUAAUAGGAGGAUAAUAAGUCGUAAGUUUAUUGUAAUGAAUGGAAAGUCAGGUAUAGUGUAAGCAGGAAAACUGUGGAUUCGUAUAGUCAGAUACGGUAUAGUAAUAGAUUUUCCAACAAAACAUUGGGGCAUAUUUAAUGUUGAUAUAAGGCAUAUUUAUAUAUGUAAAAGCCCAAUACAACUAAAAGGCGUACAACUCUACGCUAUACCGGUGAGUUCCAACACAAAAUAUUGCUUGGUAGUACGGCGGACACUCAAAGCCAACUAACCAUGUCUGUACAAAGUGUUGCUCUGGCAUCUCUCACGGCCACCUAUACCGACUCGGAGGGCGAAGACGGGGUGGAAGACGACCUUCAGGAGAAUUCGAACACUCCCCAGGGGGCCGCCCCGCAUAAUGCCCAAGUCGGUCAGCCCCAGGCUUUCACCAGUCCCAAAUCUGGCACAUCAGCCUCAAAUAGUCCCGUUGUUGCUCCCAACGUCGGUGGCAAGUCUAGUAACGAUUUGUCGAACGCGCCCACCUUAGUAACAGAUGUGACAUCUAAGGUGCAGAGAUUGGUUUCAUACUUUGAUGAUUCAAUAGUCUCCGAUGACGAGGGAGUGGUACAGACACAGAUCGAUGGACAGCCUUUUGAAAAUGGAAGGCCCUCCUCGAUUAUGGAAUGCUCUCCCUGUUGUCAAGGAGAACAAUUAGUUUCAGAUAGCGAGGUGGACUCCUAUGGCGUCACUAUACCACCAGAGCCACCAGGGCAGUGUCCUGUGGAACUGCAGGAAAAAAUAACAAAACUUUUUAGGAAAAUGGAGAGCAGUGGUUUGGAUAUGAACAAAGUUAUUCAACAAAGGAAGGAUUUUAGAAAUCCAUCCAUUUAUGAAAAGCUAAUUCAAUUUUGUAGCAUCAAUGAAUUGGGUACUAAUUAUCCUCCAGACAGAUUUGAUCCAUUUAAGUGGGGUAAAGACUCGUAUUAUGAGGAACUUGCCAAAGUUCAAAAAACUGAGAUGGAUAAACUUGAAAAGGCUAGGAAAGAGAAAACAAAAAUUGAAAUCGUUUCUGGUACAGCUAAACGACCCAAUAAUUCUAGUACAACAGACGAUGAUGCUAAAAAAAGGAAAAGUAAAUGGGAUCAAGUUGCAACAGGAGCUACUGCCUCGAUAAAACCAACUGUUUUGUUGUCUCAACCAACUCUUACCACUUUAACAUCGUCUGCAACUGGUACCAAAGCAACGGUAAUAUCUGCUUUUGGAUCUUUACCAAAGAAAAGACUGUAACAUACACUGUAAAUCAUUUGUAAAUAUUAUGUUUUUCGAAAAAGCAACACUUCAUUCUUCAUUUAAUAUUACACCAUAUACAGCGAGUUUUAUAGAAAAGUGCAGCAAAUUUCAUGCAUGAAUUUGUAUACAGAUUCACACAGUAUGCCUAUAUUCGUAUUUAAUUAUUGGCUUUAUUGAAUUUAGUGAUUCAACAUUUAAUUUCAUGAGAUAAAGCAUUUUGAAAGUAUAUCAAUAGUAUGAGAUUACUAUCUUUACCAAUAAGAAUAACUGAAUAAAAAAGAAAAAGAAUAAUAAAAGCUAAGGAAGAAGGAUUCUGGAAUUAAAUGGCAAGUGGAAUAAUGUGUUCCACUAUUGAGUUCUUUUACCACUUUUUUUCUCUGUAAAAUAUUUUGAAUUUAAGAUACAUUUUGAUAUUCAUCAUCUUUACGUGAUAUUUUUUCUAUGCUAAUAAUAUGUUAAUGGAUUGAAAGAAAAGUAAAAG